AGGGUCACACGGUGUGAGACUAAUAAGGACAGCGAUGCAUCCCCCUCUCCCACUCUUAGGGAGACUCACUCCUGCAACUCCUCACCACUACAGCAGCUUGGUUCUGAUCUCUCCCGGCCGUCUGAGGGACUUAAUACAUAGAAAUUAAAGAUUUGUUGCCACCUGUUCACAUGAGUUCAAGGAGAGAUGAAGCACGUUGGAUCUUGGAUUCUUUGGCUUUGGAUGAAAAUCCUCUUGCUUCCUUCAUCCACUUCCAUGUCUGUCUCAGAUAAAUCAGGUAUAUUAUGUCCUAUCCUGAAAACUGGUAGAUCUCAGUUUCAACAAUCCUCUGAAGGUGUCUCUGAUAUUUCAGGAUUUGAUCUAGCAGACAGGUUUUCUCUGAAGCAAGCAACCUGCACUGGUGAAAAGACCUGUUUUAAACUGGGAAGCACACUUCUUAAUCGAGAUACUCAGAAGAUAUUUCCAGAGGGACUUCCAGAAGAAUAUGCUUUAACUGUCACAUUCCGUGUGAGACGAAACACCAAAAAGGAACGAUGGUAUAUAUGGCAAGUUUUAAACCAACAAAACAUGCCCCAGGUGUCUGUCAUAGUCGAUGGGACAAAAAAGGUGGUGGAGCUGAUGGCCCAAGCUGCUCAGGGAAAGGCCUUGCUCUACACAUUUAAAAAUCGAGAAAUUCACCCUCUAUUUGAUCGGCAGUGGCAUAAGCUUGGCAUCAGCAUACAAUCAAGGAUCAUUUCCCUCUAUGUGGAUUGUAAUUUAAUUGAGAGAAGGCAGACGGCUGAAAGGGACACCGUUGACUUUCAUGGAAGAACUCUGAUUGUAUCCCGGGCUGCAGAUAGCAGGCCUGUAGAUAUUGAACUUCACCACCUCACAAUUUACUGUAACCCUAAUGUUAUAGCAUUAGAAGCCUGCUGUGAAAUAUCAGAUUCCGAGUGUCCACGGGAGGACAAGUUGGAAACUAUUGCUUCAUCAUCAGUGACUGCCUACAUUGGGAGGCUUCCGACUCACAUACAAGGAAAGCAGGGGAAAUUUAGAGACCAGUGCCAGUGCUUUCCCAAUAAAGGAGAAUCAGGUUUGCCCGGACCAGCAGGUUUACCUGGUCAGAAGGGGGAAAAAGGAGAACAGGGAGAAGAUGGAUUGCCCAAUGCCUCUGGCCCACCAGGUCCCAGUGGACCUCAGGGAGAACGUGGCCCUGAAGGAAGCAAAGGAGAAGUUGGUGAAAAGGGUGAACAAGGAGAAAAAGGAGAUCCAGGCAUUGAUGGCAAAGAUGGCAAAGAUGGCUUGAAAGGUGAUUUGGGUCCUCAUGGUCUGCUUGGCCAAAAGGGAGAGAAGGGAGAGAGAGGUGCCCCAGGACCUCCAGUCUUAAAUGGUGCUCUAGGUUUACAAGGACCUCCAGGUCCACCUGGGAAAGAAGGACAGAGGGGAAGAAGGGGCAAAACAGGUCCCCCUGGGAAACCAGGACCACCCGGCCCUCCGGGUGAGCAAGGAGACAUUGGACUACACAGUGCUAAAAGUGAAAAGGGAGAAAUUGGGAUAAAAGGACCGCAAGGAAUGAAGGGUGAACCUGGAGACCCUGGUCCACCUGGAUCUGUGGGAAGCCCAGGACUUGAGGGUCAGCAAGGCCCUCCAGGAUCUGAGGGACCCAGAGGACCUCAAGGAGAUGUUGGAUUGCCCGGAGAGCAUGGCAUUCCAGGAAGACCAGGAAUUAAAGGAGAAAAGGGAGAUUCUGGGGGAAUCAGUGGCCCACCUGGACACCCUGGUCCCAAAGGUGAGGCAGGUCCUCCAGGGACAAGUCUUCCAGGUGAUCCAGGUUUGGAUGGUGUUCCUGGAACCCCAGGACCAAGGGGGCCAAAGGGUGAAAGAGGGCUUCCAGGAGUACAUGGAUUCCCUGGAGACAUAGGGCCACCAGGUGUAGGAAUUCCUGGAAGACCUGGUUCCACGGGUCCCUCUGGAGAACCGGGCAUUCAGGGCCCGAGGGGUCUCCCUGGGAUACCAGGAACAGCAGGCCUCCCAGGAGCUGAUGGAGCUCCAGGGAGAGAUGGCAAUCCAGGGCUGCCAGGUCCCCCGGGUGAGCCGAUUGCACUUCCUCUCUUAGGGGACAUUGGAGCUUUGUUGAAGAAUGUUUGCAGCAGCUGCCCACAUGGUGUCCCAGGAUUUAAAAGUGUGAAAGGAGAGGAAGACAUAACUGGCCAGCCUGGCCAGUAUGAUUAUGAAGCAAGGAAGGGUGACACGGGGCCACGAGGUGCUCCAGGAAUCCCUGGCAGAGAAGGACCAAAGGGCAUCAAAGGUGAGCGAGGAUUUCCUGGGAUGCCUGGAGAGAAAGGUGAUGAGGGUCUCCAAGGAAUUCCAGGCCCCCCAGGAGUCCCAGGCCCUACUGGACCUUCUGGAUCGUUUGGAAGGACUGGACACCCAGGCCCAGCUGGAGAAAAAGGUGAUAAGGGCAGUGAGGGUGCUCCUGGGAAACCUGGACCACCUGGACCCCCAGGUGUACCUCUUAGUGAAGGGACAGGAAUGAGCAGCUUAUACAAGCUCCAGGGUGGUGUUGGCGUUGCUAGCUCCCCUGGUCCUCCUGGUCCUUCCGGCCCAAAAGGUGAUCCAGGUUCAGUGGGAGAACCCGGACCAAUGGGACUGCCUGGCCUAGAAGGAUUCCCAGGAGGAAAGGGAGAUCAAGGGCCUGCUGGUUCUCCUGGAAUAGCUGGAAUACCUGGGAAGCCUGGAGUUCCUGGCCCCCCAGGAAUGCCAGGAGAGCCAGGUGAGAGAGGACCUGUUGGAGACAUAGGAUUUCCUGGACCCGAAGGACCAGCGGGAAGACCAGGAAUAAAUGGAAAGGGUGGAUUGCCAGGUCCUCAGGGCAUUAUGGGAAGAACUGGAGACAGAGGCCCUAAAGGAGAGAGGGGUGAUCCAGGAAUUCCAGGAGACAGAGGUCCACAGGGUGAAAGAGGGAAGCCUGGUCUUUCUGGAGCAAAGGGGGUCAUAGGACCCAUUGGACCACCUGGAUCCAAAGGAUCUCCCGGCUACCAAGGGCCUCCAGGUUCUCCAGGGGUACCAGGAAUCCCGGCUAACGCAGUUUCAUUUGAAGAAAUUAAAAAAUAUAUCAACCAGGAGGUCCUCAGGAUUUUUGAAGAAAGAAUGGCCUUGUUCAUAUCCCAGCUGAAAUUACCAGCUGCAAUGCUCGCCAGUCAUGGAAAACCUGGACCACCAGGCAAAGAUGGAAUGCCAGGACCACCAGGAAAUCCUGGACCUCAAGGUUACAGAGGACAGAAGGGAGAAAGGGGCGAACCUGGAAUUGGGCUCCCAGGGAAUCCUGGCCUUCCUGGCCCUUCAGGUACACCAGGUGCUCCAGGAUUGCCUGGCCCUCAAGGUCCCCCAGGAGAUGAUGGAAAGUGUAACCCAACAGAUUGCUUCUACCCUGUGUCUCAUCCUCGGCCUUCCAUGAGUGGAAAAUAAGCUACUUUCCUGAAGAUGAUUUGUUUUGUGGUUAUAGCUCCUUCCUCUUAAUGAAUGUGUUGAACCUUCAUAACACUUAGUUUGGUUCCAACCUUGUAGGCGGUAUGGUGUAAAAUUUGCUGAGCCUUGAAGUUGAAUCCUUUCACUUCAGUAAUGGCAGUGUCAGUAUUCUGACACUUUCCCUGAGUUCAUUCCAGGGUUUUAUUUACUGCUUCUGUGGUGCCUAUUCAGAUUUUCAUGUGGUCAUCCCAAGCUAUCAUCUUCAGAAGGAACUUAUUAUUUUACAGCUCAGUGGGUUGAAGAAGUUACAUAUUUUUGCUUUUGGCAGCAUAUAUUUCAUUCAAUCUUGUUUUUAAAGGUUAAGAUUAUGCAAUACCUUUAAGUUUAAGAUCAUUACUAAAAUUUACUUUAACCGCCAGCUACUGUACCAUUCCUUCUGAAUAUUUCAACCAUUUUUGAGGAUUGUGGAGUACUCUUUGGCACCCCAUCACUUAGGCAGACUAACUGUUGACAGGUGAAGGUUCCUGAAGAAACCUGUAUUAGGGGAUAACUUGCUGAAAACAAGGGAAAAAACUGGAUUCAAAAUUGCCCUUUCACCUGCUCUUGACAUUUCGUUGGAUUCACCUAGCCCAGAUGUUUGCCAUGGAAGGGAAUGAAGUGAUUUGUUUAUUCCAUAUCCUUGGCUCUUCUAGAACUGGAUCCACACCAUUUUAUUUUACCUGCUAAACUGUUGGGGAUGAAGAAAUUCAACACACGAAAGCUUUCUUUACACAGAUCAAACUUGUGGUCUAUAUCUAUACCAAUCAGAAAAUUGAUGUUGUAUUUAUUUGUAAUAUAGAAAGAGAUUUUUCUCUGAGAAAGAGGUUUAUUGAUAGUGAUGAAGUCAGCUGGAUGUAAUCCCUUUAACUGAGACGAACUCAUGAGCUUAUUGACAAAAUAAACCUCUUGCCUCAAAAGCCCAGAGAACCUAGAGGGCAGGUCAAGGAAAAGCCAACUAAACAAAGAAGCAUUUGACAUAAAGAAGAGCUGCCAAAGAGAUGACUUGCAUAACAAAACUGCUUCAUUCCCUGAAAAACUCUCCAAGACCAGCAGGGAAUGUCAGGACUCCCAUGGAGUCUGAUAAACCAGCACAAUAUCAAAAACUAAAGCAGAUGGUUAAUAGCCAAGAGGAAAAGCCAAUGCUGAUCCUUAGGCAUUCUUUCUAGUAGCAGACAAGUAACUAAAGCAACAAGCUUGCUAGAAAAAUACAUUUCUGACAGGCAAAGGAAAAUCAGAGCCAUGUUGAUGUUAAAAAAUACUGAAAGAUGUGGAAUAAUAUUCUGAUUAUUAAUCAAUGAUGUUUAUUAACAUAUAUGAAUUAACUGUCAAUUGAAUUUGGUGAUAUGAAUUGGGUUUUACCAUUGGGUUCAGCCAUAGCCUCAACAACUUUACAGGAGGCUCAUUUACUUGGCCAGAAUCAGUCCACUUCCAUGCCAGAGGAGUUGAGAUGUGCCUCUUGAUCCAUUACGCUCAGCUUACCCAGCAUUUCUAAUUUUUCAUAAAGGAAGAUAAAACAUUUGCUUCAGUCUGUUCAUUAGAGAUUUAUUAGGUGGCCGCCAAGUUGCAGAAGACCCAUGGAGACUGGAAUUAAAUUUUCUGCAUUUGAAAUACAAAAGGAAAAGUUCUAGGCAGGGAGAAUCCAAGACAAAGGCAGAUUUUCUGAAGAGGAGCAUUUAUUUGUCUGGAGGCGCCUAUAACUAAGUGGCUUUCAUUUUAGUUGGAUGAAUUGCUGGUCAAGUAAUCUCCAUGACUGUGCUUCCACAAACAGAUUAUAUUUUGAGUUGAUUUACACGUACCUCUAAGUGAUUCCAAAUGCUAUAUAAGCUUUUCUGAGUCUUUUUUUAACUUAUAAAAUGUUAAACUUCCAUUUAUUUCCUAUUAUAAUACCAACUUUGGUGCUCUGUUUUAACAGUUACAGAAAUGGAAUCUACAUAAAUGUGUUUCCUGAGCAGAAUGCUAAUUUAUUCAAAAUGGUGUAUAUAGAUAUUUUAUCUGGUGCUAUGUGUAUAUUUUGGGCUUUUAGCUAGUUGAACUACAAUUCUGAAAGCUUGUAAAUUACCUAGCACUAUUUUAUAAUUUUAUUUUACUUGAAUUUGUCAUAAAAAUGAACUUUUUAUAUAUUUUUGAAGAUUAUUUUUCAUAUAUUUUUCCUAUCAUUUGUCUUUACUAGAUUUAAAUUUAUUAUUUUAGCAUUUUAUUGUUUUUGUGGAUAUCUUUUUCAGUUAUGAUCAAUGUGAUUUAUUUAAUGGUUUUCUUGACUUGAUGUUUUUACAUUCUUUAUUGACCCACUUAAACUUUGUUUUCUUACAUCAAAACAAAGAUAUGAUUUUGGAAGGCAAUUUGCAAAUGUUAUUUUUAAGCCUUUCAUUUUCACUUAGUUUAUGUCUGAUUGACUUACUCCUGUUUUGAGGAUUUUUGUAUAUUCACUUCUUGUUUUAUUCAUCUACUUUUUGGAAAAGAAAUCCUAUGGGGAUUGCAAAAUGAAAACACCAUUUUUCCUAAAAUGAGGUGUGUUUUUUUGUUUAGUUUUCCAUGACAGGGCAUAGGUAACUAGAACAAAUUGAUCAUUCAAGCCCCCAAGGCACUUUGAUCUUAAUUAAGAUAUUUUAGUCUGUUUUGGGGCAGAAGUGUAGUAGAGAUGAAAUGUUCAGUAGGGGUAGAUAUUGCUAAUCUAACCCAGCAUGGGAGUGAUUUUUGAAUCACACCUUAAAGCAGGUGUACAUGAGUCAACCAUGCCCUGACUUUCUGAAAAAGUCAUUCAUCUUCUUAUCAUUCACUAAAUGCACUACUGGUGCACUUUGCAAAACCAGUAAAUGGGUGCCGUAUAUCAAAGUUAAUCUGAUAAGGAUGGAGAGGUUUGCUGCAGGUCAAGUUCCCUGCACUUAUUUUACCUUUAGCUCCUUAAAAUCAAAUGUGAAGAGUCAGGUUCACAUAUUAUAUUGUCCCAGAUUAGCCAAUCAUUGAAUUUUCACAGAGGACUGAAGGGGAUGUGCAUUACCAUAAUUCCCUUCUACACUUUGUAAACAGAGUUACUUGCUGUGCAAACCCACAGUUGACCCAGCCCAGCCUGCAGGAAUCUGCAACACCAAAUUGUAUCAGAUAAUUAGUGCUUCUCUGAAGAAACAAGUAGGACAUUGGGUCAGCUCUGUUACAAAACUGCAUUUACCUCACCCUGGAGAUAGUUGCUGUUAGGAUUCUGGUAUGCGAUGGCUGGGACCGGGACCAUUCUGUGCCUUGCCCUAGGGGCAAUCUGUCCAGCCCAUCUUCCCCUGCCUUGGCGCCUCUGGAAAAUUUCUUAGGGCAACCAAAUUUGUGGAGUAAUUGCCAAUAGCCUUCGUUCAUUGAUGGUGUCAAAUAUGAAAACUAUAGAGGUCUUGGGGUCUCCGCUUGUACUUUCUAUCUGUAUCUUGACAAAAAAUCUGUAAGCUCGUCAUGGGCAGGGAACACCUCUACCAACUCUGUUGUAUUUUACUGUCCCAAGUGCUUCGCUCUGUGCUCUGCACACCGUAAGCACUUAAAUGCCAUUGAUAAAUAGGCUGAUCUUUUCUCAAGUGACCUGUGAGAGGUUGACCUGAAUUGCCAAUAGCUGUCCAGUACCUGUGUACCUGUCCACUUUGUUCUCUAGUAGACCAUUCAGGAGGACUCUGGCUAGACUCUUGCCAGCAAUGAGAUACCCAGUUGAUUCCACAGACAAAUAUCUUUUCACUGGAAAGAUGGUGAUUGUAGUCACACCUCUGAAAUCCUGGUGCAUGUCUUCAAUAUGUCCUGCAUGUUAAGGAAAAUUUUAUGCAGACACCUAUAGACUGCGUUCUCUCCUUGCCAACAGUCUUCUGCAGGCAAGCCAUCCAAUAUGGGGGUUUUAUUUUUAUUUCACUACAGAGGUUGCCUAUUCAAAGUCAGACGUAAGGUCUGACCUUCACAUUUAUCUUUACUUAGAUGGAAUGGUUAGAAGUUUACCAUAGCGCCCUUUCAACCAUAUAAAAUAUCCUCUUAGCCCAUGAGAAGAAUGGGUUGAUCUGAUUCUUCAGCAGUGCCAUAGUUGUAUGGAUGGGGCUAGAGAGCUUCAUUAGUAAUAAAUAAAAGUCCUUAGUAUGGUGACAGCCUAUCACUAGAUCGCUUUGGUUUGGGAAUUCCACUUCUAGUUAUACAUCCAGUCAUAGGUUUUUGUGGGCCUCCAUUUUGUACCAGUGAGGAGGUGCUCUGCAAGGUGAUGUUGCUUUCCUUGCUUUGAAGCAAACUGUGUCUUAAACAGAAUUAUUUCCUUGAUAGCUGCUUGCUGGGCAGUGUCUCUGAGAAUGUCCAUUCACCAUUCACAUUACCUGUAAGUGAGCUUCCUUGAUCGUGUUACAGAGCACUUUGCAGGAUUCUUGGUUCUCCAGAAACUUGAUAUUUAAACUUCUCAAUGGUUUGAAUGCCACUUUCCACUGCAUCGAUUAUUUGGCUAGCUUGAGCAUGCAGUAUAUGAGCCUCUAUUCAGGCCAGCAUGCCUGAAUAUGAAUAUAGUGACCCAUAUAUCUUUAAAGUCUUGCAGAUGGAUAAUUGUAUAACUAUAAAAUGCCUUUUUAGACCUUGGAUACAUCUAGGAGGCAAUUAAGAGGCAAGAGAUAGUUUUGGUGAUUAUAAGCAAAAGUAGACCACAGUAAUUUAGCUUUUCAAUUUUGUGAGUUUCUCCAAGUUUCAGCAUCACUUCCUUUAUGUACAUUUAAGUUUCUCAUGGUGCUCAUCUUGUCAGAUUUGGGACCUGGUAUGAUGAGCCAAUUCAUAGCCUUACAGAAUCUUUCUCAUGGCUACUUAUCAAAUAUUUUGAAUGAAAGGCUGCCCUGGCUAUGGCACAUUACACUGGCUGAAGUGUUUCAUGAAGUAGGUUUAUCUGUUUCAUUCACUAAGAAACUAUUGACCAAGCCUAUUUAUAACCAGCUUGUUCCAUGUAAAUCAAAUUUUUCCUAUGUAGAAAUGGGCUUUGAGUAUAAUGUAAAUAGUUCUACAAGUUCUAUCCCAGUAUCAUAUUUACUGUUCAAUCCAUAAGAAAUAAGUAGCAAAGAGUUCUGAAUUUCAUGGCACAGUUUAUUUCAACAUUUAAAAAAAUGCUACGGUCACUUGUUAAACUCUAAGAAGCUUACAAAUAUUUCUUAGAUUGGUGCUUAAUGUACAAAAUUAUCGACUACUGUUUUGCUUGUUCAAUAACCUUCUGAAUUUGUACUUGUUUCUACAUAAAUUAGUUAUUUAAUGCAAAAUCUAUUAGGAGCCUAGGCAGGUACUCCUUUUGUCCACAUGAUGGUGUUCAGAGCAGCUAUUUUCAGUGGAUUAAACUGACUCUCAGACACACUAAGCAUGAAACAUUUCAUUGUCUAUAACCUAUGUUAGAGGCUACUUUUGUGCUUUUAAAAUUUAAAACUUAUUUUCUUAUUAUUUUUCAAGAAUAUUUCAUCUUUGGAACACUUGAUCAAACCAAGAGACUGGAGGUUGUGUGUUUUGCUUUCUUGAAAAUAGUCGAUUUUAUUAUUUUCUAAUAUUGCUUAUGUUAACAUAUUAAUUUCUAAAUGUGGAAAAUAUUAUCUUUCAACCAGGAAAGUGAAGCAACACUGUCAGAAUAUUUAAUUUAUAUCAGAGUACAAGAUCUGUAAGAUCUGAUAGUAGCUACAAUCUUGUUAUUCAAAAUGUUUUAACUUUUACAUUUAGAGUUUUAUAAUAUGUAUAUUUUUAUAGAAGCCAGAUAUAACUACUUGCAGUAGGUGAAAUAAGCCUUGCCAUUGCUCAAAUCUAUUCCUUUCCAUCAUGAAAUUGAGAAUUUAUUGAGGAGACUACUUGCUGAAGUAAUUUUAGUGAAACCUUCAACAUGUUUUAGGCUAUGAUUAAUAUUCAUUUCUAUUUGUGUCAACUUUGUGGGUUACAGACCAUUUUUUCAGGUUUCUGCCCUUUUCUCUGUGUGUGUGUUUAUGUAUCUAUACACACAUAUUUAUGCAUAUAUACUAUCUUUAUCCAUGGGAUUUCCAUUGGCUUCUUAGGGAAGAGGAGAUGCUCCUAAAAAGAUAUGAAACUAAUUUGUUCUUUUUUUUUGGCUAUUGUACUUCAAGGUCACGUGACGGUAUGAUGGCUGCUAAAUGGGAAAGUGUAUAUUUGUUUAGGAAUGCCUCAGGAAACAAGACAAACAUUGGGGUUUGUUUUACUAUUUAAUGUGCAAUUUUACCUCAAUGGUGCACAUACAGUGAAAGAUUAUGUAUAUACACACACCAUACAAUGAUUGUAUUUAUUAAGCACUUACUUUGGGCUAAGAGCUGGGGUGGAUACAAGAUAAUCAUAUUGGAUGCAGUCUAAGAGCAGGGAAAAUGCUUUGCUUAUCUAUCAAAUAAGGAUAAACUAACUGAGGAACAGACCUGCCUAUGGUCACACAGCAGACUUGUGGUGGAGCUAUGUUAGAAUUCUUGAAUUAUUGUAUAAGAAAGUGUAUUUUAAUGAAGUACUGAUUUUUUUGUCUGUGUACAUAUAUUAAUUCAGUAUCUAUUGUGCCAUAUAAUUAUACGUAACUUUUAAGUAAUAUUUGUGCCACUGUAUUUAUAACUUUAUGGGCAGUACUUGGUGUACUUUGUACCUAUUACAUUUGUUUUAUAACUUUCAGGUUCAAAUCAGUAGUGUUCAUGUUAAGUGGAAUAUUAUUGAGACAUUUUGUCUAGACCGUAAGCUUGUUAUGGGCAGUUAACGUGUCCCCUUAUUCUCCCCACCACCUACCUAGUCAGCUACCAUUGAUUGAUUGAUGGACUUUCUAAAAAACAAGUGCAUAUUGCUUUAGUCCUAAUGACUAUUGUACAGGACUCACACUUUGAAACUGAGUUAAGAACUUCUCCAGCAGGAACAGUAAGGUCUGGAUGCUUAAGUAGGUAAUUUGAAUGUAGUUAUUCACCAGGGAUCCAUUUACACCACUUGUUGCCUGCCAAGACAGGCCUUCUGUACUUAUCCAUGAGAGUUGUGUGGUCCUACAGAAUGGUCCCCAGAGGCUCUUUGUAAAGGUAACAUCCAGCAACAGAGGGACAAAACCAAAAUCUUCUCCCUGAAAGCAGGGACAGGUGGUAGAACUGGGGAAAAUCAAGUUUUAUGCCAUGAUAAUAUCAGAAUACUAGUUCCAUCAGCACUGAAAUAGAGCACAAUAUUCAGAGCCCUCAUUUACCAAAAAAUCCAUGUUCCAUCAAUCAGUGGUAUAGAAUAAGCCUUACUAUGUGAGGAGCAUUUUAUGUGCUAAGCACUUGGGAAAGUACAAUACAAUAAAAUUAGCAGACAUGUUCCCUGCCCAUAAUGAGCUUACAGUGUAGAGGAGUUUCUGAAAAAAACCUUUCUUACCAAGGGAUCGCUGGACAAUGCAGUUAAUUUUUCAGAUAGGAUACAGAGAUUGAGCUGAUGAGUCAGGAAGUCAAGCGGUUUGUCAAUUAUUUGGAUUAAAGACCAGUAAGUCUGAAAUAUCCUUCAAAGAAGGACUUUGCUAAGCUUUGUGGCUCAACUAGCCUGUUUCCUACUUACAAGAGAAUCUGUUGGUGACACCAUAUUCUGGGUAGCUCUGGCUUCUCUUUUUUCUAGAUACAAAUACAUCAAUACACAAGUCAACAAUUUCCUACUGCACAUGGAGGAUUUACUCAGUAACAGUGUUUCCUUUUUGAACCAAGCCUUUAUUUUGCAUUCAAUUCUUAAAUGGACUAUCACAAAAUUGUAGGCUCUCCUCUUAACUGAAAUUUGCAAUAGAUUGUACCCCCCCUUUUGAAUGUGUUGAUUAUACAUUCUAUUUUUCUAUGUGAUGGAUUCCUUACAAAUAUUGUUUGUUUCAGCUGUGGGAUUUUUAGCAGUUUAUGAUCAAAAUCAUAAAGAAAAACAUUUGGUUUUAAAAUGAAUUUCCAUUCUUCCUUUACAUAGGAGAAAAAAUAUUUAUUAUAUUACCUGGUUUUUCUUUCUUUAUAUUUCAUUAUGUGCACAGUUAAAAUUAAAUUUUCUUGCUGAAAAAA
This is a messenger RNA of Ornithorhynchus anatinus (platypus), 11471 nucleotides long. It is a transcript of the gene COL19A1, whose product is annotated as collagen type XIX alpha 1 chain. Bases 187 to 3447 code for a protein of 1086 amino acids. The record is from RefSeq and is a predicted model, not a curated record. The transcript has 48 exons. Lineage: Eukaryota; Metazoa; Chordata; Mammalia; Monotremata; Ornithorhynchidae.